Molecule: messenger RNA, 1281 nt
Organism: Elaeis guineensis (African oil palm)
Lineage: Eukaryota; Viridiplantae; Streptophyta; Magnoliopsida; Arecales; Arecaceae
Product: squamosa promoter-binding-like protein 5
Cellular component (GO): nucleus
Molecular function (GO): DNA binding
Source: RefSeq, a predicted model, not a curated record
AGAGAGAGAGAGAGAGAGAGGAGGGGGGAUGGAAAACGGAGGAGGGGCCGUGAAAAGUGGCGGGCAGGGGGCACCGUCGUCCUGGGACAUCUGGGAUCUGGGUAACUGGAGUUCCGCAGCCAUCGCCGCCGCCCCUUCGUACUACAACCCACACGCCAUCGCCUCGUCCACCGCCUCCUCCUUCUCCUCCUCCUCCUGCUGCCCCCCAUUCACCGACCACGCCGCCAUGGUCCCCACAGCCACCGGGGACCACCUCGCCCAGGGCCAGCGGUACGGCCACCACCACCACCAUCUCACGUGUUUGAAGCUCGGAAAGAGGCAGUACUACGGAGAGGAGGGGAUCGCCGGUGGCGGGAUCAAGAGGGAGAAGCUGUCGUCGAAUCCGGCAGCGGCGGCGGCGGCGGUGCCGAGAUGCCAGGUGGAAGGCUGCAAUAAGGCGCUGGUGGACGCCAAGGACUACCACAAGCGGCAUAAGGUGUGCGAGAUGCACUCCAAGGCCCCCAAGGUCGUCGUCCUCGGCGCCGAGCAGCGCUUUUGCCAGCAGUGCAGCAGGUUCCAUGUGAUAUCGGAGUUUGACGACGCCAAGAGGAGCUGCCGGAGACGGCUGGCAGGGCACAAUGAACGCAGGAGAAAGAGCACCAAUGACUCCAUUAGAAACCCUUCUCUAGAAAACACAAUGAUGAGCAGCAGAUUCCCCUAUGUACCAACUUCUCCAGGUCGUGCUCACUCUCUUCUGUCAUCCAAGGCCUCCCCUUGGGUUUCAAGUACUGACCUCUCUUCUCGAUCCAGCGCUGCACUCCGAGAACUGAUAGCAGAGAACCGUGCUGCUGUCUUUGCUAGGCAACUCUUCUCCGACCGUGGUGGCUGGCACAAUGUGUGCUCAGGGAACCAGGCAACCCUUCCUUACGUGCCACAUCAGCAUCCAGAGCCAUUGCAAGCACAAGCUCAGCUUAUGGAUGGCUGGAACCAAUUCCAGGAGGCUGGCAACCAUCAUGUGACGCUGGACCUCAUGCAGAUGCCCAGCUCCUCUUUUGGGAUUCUCUCGGGAAGGAGGAAGUCGAAGGAGGAUGAAGAGGAGUGCUGUGAGAUUUGGAAAUCUUUGGAAGGAGCCCAUGUGGUGUGAAAUCUCCAGUUCUUUCAUGGAAUCAAGCUGCUAAUUUUCAAUUGAAUUAAUUUUUCGGAAAUUGGUAAUGUAUUUGUCAACCAAUUAAACUUUAAUGUGGAAGCUUCCUUAUGGUAUAUUUUGAAAUAUAUAUGUGGUAGCUAUUUUUUAUGUGUCAA